This is a messenger RNA of Dovyalis caffra, 987 nucleotides long. The record is from the annotation of a GenBank genome assembly. NCBI's taxonomy places the organism in Eukaryota, Viridiplantae, Streptophyta, Magnoliopsida, Malpighiales, Salicaceae.
AUGUUUUUCUACUCAUUCUCACCUUGCGUUCAUGGAGAACAUACACCACAAGUGCCAUGCUACUUCAUUUUUGGAUCUUCUGCAUACGAUAGCGGCAAUAAUAAUGAACUUUCGACAAUAGCUAAAGCCAAUUAUCCACCUUAUGGGGUAGAUUUUCCCCAAGGAGCCACAGGAAGGUUUUGUAAUGGUCGCAACACAGCUGAUUUUCUAGGUUUUAAUUAUGCAUCUGCUGGUUCUGGAAUUCGAAAUGAAACCGGGCAAGAUCUGGGAGGGAGAAUUAGCAUGGAUAGUCAACUACAAAAUCACCAAAUUACAGUGUCAAGGGUGAAGGAGAUUAUAAGAGACAAAAACCUAGCAGCUAAGUACCUAAGCAAAUGCAUGUAUUCGGUUGGAAUUGGCACAAAUGAUCAUAUAGCCAACUACUUCAGGCCUCAAUUAUACCCAACAAGCCGCCUGUAUACGCCUGAACAGUAUGCCAUUGUACUUAACCAACAAUUUUCUCAGCAAUUAAAGACUUUGUAUAACUAUGGAGCAAGGAAGGUAAUCUUAUUUGGAAUAACUCCGGUCGGUUGUGCUCCAUCGGUUCGAGCUGCAAUCGGCAUAAAUGGUUCUUCUUCUUCGUGUGUAGACCGGGUCAACAACGCAGUCCAGCUGUUUAACGCUGGACUCCGUUCGCUUGUGGAUGACUUCAACAACAAUCUAAUCGGAGCAAAAUUUAUAUUUGUGAACACAUAUCAGAUAUAUUCCACUUCCUCUUCAGGUUUUAGAGUCAGAAAUGCUCCGUGCUGUGCAGUAUCAGCUACAAGAGGACUAUGUAUUCCAUUCAGUAGUCCGUGUGGGAAUAGGAGUGAGUAUUUAUGGUGGGAUGCAAUUCAUCAAUCUGAGGCAUCUAAUAUGAUAACAGCAACAAGAUCGUAUAUUUCUCAAUCUCCCUUCGAUACUUACCCUAUCGAUAUUCGCCAUCUAGCUCGGCUUCCAGUGUAUUAA